Messenger RNA from Megalops cyprinoides (Indo-Pacific tarpon), 2305 nucleotides. It is a transcript of the gene zbtb24, whose product is annotated as zinc finger and BTB domain containing 24. Gene Ontology annotation, molecular function: protein binding. The record is from RefSeq and is a predicted model, not a curated record. NCBI's taxonomy places the organism in Eukaryota, Metazoa, Chordata, Actinopteri, Elopiformes, Megalopidae. Bases 118 to 2244 code for a protein of 708 amino acids. The transcript has 6 exons. Gene Ontology annotation, biological process: negative regulation of transcription by RNA polymerase II; regulation of immune system process; regulation of cytokine production.
CUUCAUUCAAAAGCUUCAGGGCCAACAGCAGGCACAAUUAGAUUAUUAUUCUGGCAUGUGAUUAAUUCCCAAUUCAUAUUUGCAGGUGAUUGAAGAAUCACCUGAUUGUUUCCAAGAAUGGCAGAACCCCCUCCAGUCCAAAACCCUCCGCACCUGGCCAUCUACUCUAAAGCGCACAAAGACACCAUCUUGAACAAGUUCGACAAGCUCAGGAAGAAGGACCUGCUGUGUGACAUCACCCUGAUCGUGGAGGAUGUCCAGUUCAAGGCCCACAAGGCCUUGCUGGCGGCCAGCAGCGAUUACUUCUCGCUGAUGUUCACGGCGGAGGGGCACGUGGGCCAGUCCAUCUACAAGCUGGAUGGCAUGGCGGCCCGCACGUUCGGAGCCGUGCUGGAGUUCAUCUACAGUGCCAGCGUGUCGGUGGAGGAGGGCGACGGCGGCCCGCUGCUGGACAUGGCCCGCUUCCUGGAGGUGGGUGACCUGCUGAAGGCGUACUCCGACUGCCGGGGUGCGGGGGAGGAAGGAAGGGGAGGGGACGUUGAGACCCCCCCCAAGCCCAAACGCAAAAGAGGGCGCCCCAGAAAGAACGUGGCCGCCGCCGAGGUGUCAGGAGCAUCGGGUCCAGGUGUGUGUAGAGAGACAGAGGCCUCCAUGAGUCCUGCUAACGCCAUACCGGGCGGAGCAGAGGGGCGGGGCCCACAGGACAACCUGGGGGAGGCGGAAGAGGACCUGGCCGACUCCGACGUCCACGGUGACCCCGGCAAGGAUGCGGACGCGGACUACGACCCCAGGGCGGGGCGAGGCCGACACAGCAAGCGCAAAAUCAAACCGCCGGUGAAGUUAAAGGGCUACCGCAUGGGUGACGAGGUGUCGGAAACGGGGGAACCUGAGCGGAGAGGGAGGGGGAGGAAGAGGAAGUACCCAAACACCGAGGCACGGUGCGAGGACUGUGGGAAGGUGUUCAAAAAUCACCUCUUCCUAAAGAUACACCAGAGAACUCACACAGGUGAAAAGCCCUUCUGGUGUUUUUUGUGUGGGAAGGGCUUCACUCAGAAGCACACGCUGCUGGUUCACCAGCGUAUGCACACAGGAGAGAAGCCCUUCACCUGCACCGUGUGCUCCAAGGCCCUGUCCACCAAGCACUCUCUGCUGGAGCACAUGAACCUGCACACAGACCAGAAGUCGUUCAGCUGUGAUCAGUGUGGAAAGACUUACAGUCAGAAGAGGCAGCUGAAGAGCCAUUACAGAGUGCACACAGGGAAACCUUUGCCAGAGUGUGCACACUGUCACCGGAAAUUUAUGGACGCAGCUCAACUGAAGAAGCAUUUGAGAACUCAUACAGGAGAGAAGCCUUUCACAUGUGAGCUCUGUGGGAAGUGUUUCACAGCCAAGAGCACCCUGCAGACACACAUCAGGAUACACAGGGGGGAGAAGCCGUACGUGUGCAGCAUCUGCAGUAAGUCCUUCUCAGACCCCAGCGCUCGCAGGCGCCAUGUGGCGUCCCACACGGGCAAGAAGCCCUUCACCUGCUCUCUCUGCAGCCUGUCCUUCGCCCGGCUGGACAACCUCAAAGCCCACACCAAAACCCACAACAAGGAGAGGCCCGCGGAGGCCCUGGCCCAGGUCGCCGCAGGGGCGGGCGGCGGGGGCGCGGAGGAGGUGCGGGGCGUCCUGCAGCUGCAGCAGUACCAGCUGCCCGCCACCGGGGGGCAGGAGAUCCAGCUGGUGGUCACCAGCGAGGUGGACAACAUCAACUUCGUCCCGGGGCAGGAGCAGGGCAUUAGCAUCAUCAGUGGGCCGGAGGAGGGUGGGGGAGGGGCGGCGGAGGCGGGGCCCAGCCUCACGCUGCUGACCCCGCCCUCCCAGCAUGUGCAGAACCUGGCGCUGGUCUCCCAGAGCGAGCAGACGCUGGGCGUCCUGGAGGGAGCGCCCGACCAGAUGCACGUCAUCACCCUGACCAAGGAGGCCAUGGAGCACCUGCAGGUCCACCACGCCCCGCCUGCGGCCCCGCCCCAGCACAUGCACGUCAUGCACCCGCCUCUCCCACACCUGCCCGUCGCCGCGGAGACGCCCGCCCUGCAGCAGGGCCAGGCCAUCCACAUCAGCGGGCAGACCGCCCAGCCCAUCUCCAUCAGCCAGACCACCCAGCAGAUACCCAGCCACCACAUCCAGGGCCAGACCUUCCAGAUCCAGGCCGGCACCGUGUCCUACCUCUACACCGCCAGCCUCGCCCCGCACAACUGACCAGGCCUGGACUGCUCCGGCCCUCUGCGGUGAGGUAGGGGGCCAUGCAGCGUCCAGAAGA